Messenger RNA from Fusarium venenatum, 2349 nucleotides. Lineage: Eukaryota; Fungi; Ascomycota; Sordariomycetes; Hypocreales; Nectriaceae. The record is from RefSeq and is a predicted model, not a curated record.
AUGGCAGACAACAGCGGAACAUACGGCAUCAAAGGUCUUCCAAGACCCAAAGAUGCCGUCACUCGUCACCCCGAGGGUGGUAUUCCUUAUGUUGAGAACCUGCCAGUUCGUUAUGAAAUCUCAGUCCUCGCCGGUUCCACCGACCCCCAUCUCCGAAGACAAUGGACUCUUUUCGUCCUUGCCCUUGAAAAGUUCAAGCUCAAGCCUGUGAAUGAGAAGCUCUCUUACUUCCAAGUCGCGGGUAUUCACGGAUAUCCCGAAGGCGCUUGGGAUAACGCCCCACCACCAAAACAAGAUCCCAAGAACCCCAAAAAGGGAGAUCAGCCUUAUGGUGGUUAUUGCAACCAUAACGGGCUGAACUUUCCUACUUGGCAUCGUCCAUACAUGGCAUUGUUUGAGCAAUGUAUCUGGGAUAACAUGGGUGACAUCAUUAACCAUUGGGUCAAAGAACACAAACUCAACGAGGACGAGGAAGAACUUGCUCAAUGGAACGAAGCUAAAGACACCUGGCGCAUGCCUUACUGGGAUUGGGCUCGACAACAGAGCUACAAUGAAGACUUUGCCUAUCCCCAAGUCCUUGUUCAAGGUCCAGUUCGCAUCUUUCCGCCCGAGUCGAUUAAGAAGUUUUAUCCUCCCAGUGGACUCUACGCCAAUCCAUUCUGGAGCUUUGAGAACCCUGAGAAGGAUGACGACGGUAACCCUCGUGCGUUUGGUGACAUGCCCAAAGGCAAGAGGGACUACAACAUCGAGGAUGAUCCUGUCAAGCACAACCCAGCACCUCCACGAGACAAAGAGGAUGUGGCAUGGAUGCCUUGGAGUGAAGCAACCGGAACUAGCAGAUACGGAAUCUUCGUCAACAAAGGUGCAAAGAAGUUCAUCGGCCUUGAGGGUGUCAAUAACGCCUGGGUCGCCAACAACCAUCUUUCCAACAUGACAUGGUACCCAAUCACAGACAGGCAAAAAGCACAAGCGAAGAAGAGCAACAAGGAUUUCUAUCUGAAGUGGAACCCAGGAACUCUCGCUGACUCCGUCAACCGCAUGUUCUCGCCCAAGUACAACAGCACAUGGGGACAAUUUGCCUCGACCAAGUGGACUUACGAAGGCUACGGUAAUUCCAUGAAUGGCUUCUUGUCGCUUGAGUACAUCCACAACAACGUUCAUAACAUUGUCGGCGGCUCCGACUUUGCAACUGGUGUUGGUCAUAUGAGCGAUGUGCCUGUCGCCGCAUUCGAUCCUAUCUUUUGGCUCCAUCACACUCAAAUAGAUCGUCUUCUAUCUAUCUGGCAGUGCCUCUACCCCAAACUCUGGUGGGAUCAAAAGGAACCAACCCGACCGGGUGAACAGAACGUUCCAGAUGAUACAGAGGAUGAUCUUCUGUACCCAUUCCAUGACAAGGACAACGGCGACCCAGUCAACGACGUCUGGACAGCGAAGAAGUGCCGCGAUUGGACUGUCUUCAACUACCAGUAUGAUGAUCUCAUGGACCUAUCUCAAAAGGCCCUUGAUGCAAAGGGAAACCUCGACGAGCCCAAGUUCCAGAAGCUCCUUCAGGCGUACAUCCACAAGACAUACCCUAGCACCGAACAUCUGCUUCGCGACAUCAAGGAUAAUCGACAUGUCCACAUUCCCGCUGGACUGACCCCUGAUAUUCCCGACAUUGAUGAGAACUCUUGGAAGGACUACAUCAUCAACGUCAAGUAUGAUCGCUACGCCUUGGGUGGACAGUCUUACACUAUCAAGUUCUAUCUUGGUGGUCCAACGGAUGAAGAUGUGACUCACUUCGAGCCACAGAACUUUGUCGGAAGUGUUUAUACCUUUGGCGGUGGUUCUCGCAAGACCCGAGACUCGUGUGCCAACUGCAAGACUCAAGCUGACGCUGGUGUUCUGUCCUGCGCUCAAGUUCCUCUCACGAUCCAACUCCUCCAUCACACCAUUGACUGUGUCAGAGAUCAUCCUAUUACCAAAUUUGAUGACGUCGAGAAAUACCUCGAGCUCCAUCUGCGCUGGAAGUUCUUCGGCUUUGGUGGAUUUGAAGUUGAUGAGGAGGAAAUUGACCCCUUCCACAAGACCCAAGUCACGGUGUUGCGCGGAGUGGGACAGCCUCAUCAUGUUCUUGCUCCUACACAGGUCAAAGCUGCCGAGUUGGAAAAAUUCAGUGUUGCGGCUGCUGAUAUUUCAGUGUCUGAGUCACUUACUGUAUCCGCGAAUGGAACCAACGGGUCAACCGGAGGAAUACCUGUCGCUCUUCCGCCAGUUUACAGUGCUCAGCCGUAUAAAGCUUUACCGGCGAUUACUAACAACAAGCACUUUGGUCUGCAGCAUGAUGGGACUUACCAGAUUGCUCGUUAA